Triticum aestivum (bread wheat) is the source of this 1017-nucleotide messenger RNA. RefSeq lists its product as uncharacterized. The record is from RefSeq and is a predicted model, not a curated record. The transcript is spliced from 3 exons. Bases 166 to 528 code for a protein of 120 amino acids. Lineage: Eukaryota; Viridiplantae; Streptophyta; Magnoliopsida; Poales; Poaceae.
CCCCCUUCUGCGCACCACCUGUCCACCCCCCUACUGUGGUAAGCUAAAUAACUCCAUCAUCUUCCGCCGACCGCCGGCCACCUCCGGCCUGCCUACGCGAGCUCCUCCUGAGGGCGCCACCCCCCUCACCUCGAUGCGGGAACACUGCUGUCGGAGGAGGAGGAGAUGGAGUUCCUGUACGAUUUGCCGCCACUGCCACCGCCGUCGUCGCGGACGUGGCGGCCGCGCUCGCGGGCACCGCCGGUAUCCAGGCGUCUUCUCCCUCUGCCUUCGCGUCCGAGAAGGUACCGGAGAGGCCAGCUGAAGAGGGCUCUGUGCGAGGCUGAAGCCUACGCCUUCAAGGGAGUUCUAGUGAUGCAUUAUAUAGGGAGCUAUGGCAUGCUUGCGCUGGGCCGUUGGUGCUUCGCCAAGGUGAAAGAGUUUACUACUUCCACAUGGACAUAUGGAACAGGUAUAUCUCAUCGGCAUGGGUGUUUGCUUUUCUUGAUGGCCAAUAACUAUGAAUUUGCUACUCAGUGCAAACAGUAGCUACUUCUAUUAUGGAACGAUACUUGCUUCUUGUGUUAAAAAUUUAAAAUAACAAUGUGACUUUGUUUAUGCGAAUAAUUAUCCAGGUAUUUAAAGAAUAGUCAUCUAGGUAUUUCAAGAUCGUCCACGUACAUAUUCAGAACCUGUUAGGGCUCAUCUCUUGACAACAGAAAUGUUCUAGCGAAAAACCUUUAAUAGAGUAUAAACAAUUCCUCCUCUAAACUUAUCCAAAUAGAUAUCAUCUUGUUCAGUAAUAGCACAUUGAUGGUUCAGGGCUUCUUGCCACCAUCAACUAUUUUGCUUUCUUGGCAUAGAAAUAAUGGGUAAUUUUACAUCACUCCGUGUCAUUUUGUAUCCAGUUUGUAGUUCAAAAUUCUUAUCACUGAAAGGAACAGGCAGAAAUGAGUGCAUCAUGUGAAACUAAUACAAAAAAAUAUCGCAUCUCAGCUUUCAUUAGAAUAGAGCAGUGGUGAAACACUAAGUCAUCGC